Carassius carassius (crucian carp) is the source of this 2401-nucleotide messenger RNA. RefSeq names its product T cell leukemia homeobox 2 (gene tlx2). The record is from RefSeq and is a predicted model, not a curated record. The coding region runs from base 602 to 1519 and encodes 305 amino acids. Gene Ontology annotation, cellular component: nucleus. NCBI's taxonomy places the organism in Eukaryota, Metazoa, Chordata, Actinopteri, Cypriniformes, Cyprinidae. Gene Ontology annotation, molecular function: RNA polymerase II cis-regulatory region sequence-specific DNA binding; DNA-binding transcription factor activity, RNA polymerase II-specific. Gene Ontology annotation, biological process: regulation of transcription by RNA polymerase II; animal organ development. The transcript is spliced from 3 exons.
CUCUACAGAAGUGCGCAAGAGCCAAUGGAGAGGCGCGUGACAGAGUUUGGGCAGAAGGGGUAUGUCUCACCUGCUCGAAAUCACUUCAAGAGGAGCGUGAACAGGACAUUUUCAGCUCACGACAAUUAAUAUGCACGUAUCGGACAGUUAACACUUCACUUUAGAUAACAGUGAUGAGCUCAAGUCUGGGCCGUGCGCCUUUCUGAGGGACGGCACCACUCCAGAGACGCGUCCGGUUUGUUUGCUACAACUUGGCAACUCAUCACGUCGGGAUUAAACCGUGAGCGCGGAGACCUUUCUACUGUUGAGUUACUUUUUAGGCAUCAUUAUGGAACUGAAAAAGAACCAGACGCAAUGCAAAAAAGUGCAGGAUAAUGCUGAAUUAAUCGUGGAGGAAUCCAUGUAAAUUUCUGUUCUUCACUGUUUUUGUACCUCUGAUGGCAGCGUUAUAAAAUUGCAUGGGCUCUGAGCACUUCAAUGAAGAAUAUUUGUUUGUUAAAAAUAGAUUCUGUACCAUUGGGAAUAAAUCGUGUUGCAUUGAAGUUUUAGGAAUUAAACAUCACAACCUUCCAAGCUGUGCGCAACAGAAAGAACCGCGACGAUGGAGCACACGGGGAUCGAGGAGGUGAACCAGACGCACCAGCAGCACGAACCCAUCAGCUUUGGAAUAGAUCAGAUUCUCAAUGGCUCGGACCAACCGAGUAGUUGCAUGCUGCCGAGCAGAACCGGCGACCCGGACUACGCGCUCGCGCCGAACGUCUAUGGCAACGGCUACAACAGCAUGUACAAUCCGGCCUGUUCGAUGGCGGCGGGACUGGCAGGUUCCUACAACGUAAACAUGAACAUGAAUGUGAGCAUGAAUAUGAACGUUAACGUGAACUCAGGGAACGCAGGUGGUGUCAUCCGCGUCCCGGCCCACAGACCCAUGCCACCCGCACCUCACCCCCCGACUUCUGCCCAUCCACCGGGCAUCGCGGCGGGGAUACCUAGCAUGGGCAGCCCCGCCAGCUUCACGUUCCCCUGGAUGGAGAGUAGCAGAAGAUUUGCGAAAGAUCGGCUGACCGCUGCUCUCUCACCGUUCUCCGUGACACGACGGAUCGGUCAUCCGUACCAGAACCGAACUCCACCGAAACGGAAAAAGCCCCGCACGUCGUUCAGUCGCGUGCAGAUCUGCGAGCUGGAGAAACGCUUCCACCGGCAGAAGUACCUGGCGUCCGCGGAGCGCGCCACGCUCGCCAAGGCCUUGAAGAUGACAGACGCUCAGGUCAAAACCUGGUUUCAAAACAGAAGAACAAAAUGGAGGAGGCAGACUGCUGAGGAGAGAGAGGCUGAGCGACAGCAAGCCAGCCGCCUGAUGCUGCAGCUUCAACAGGAGGCCUUUCAGAAGACCCUGAGUCAGCCGCUCCAACAAGACCCUCUCUGCCUACACAACUCCUCGCUUUACGCCCUGCAGAACUUACAGCCUUGGGCCGAAGACAACAAGGUGACGUCCGUCACCUCAGUCGCAUCUGUGGUCUGACCCACAACUCUCAUGUGUGCUAGUUAAUUGAGAAAGGAUUUUAUAGGACACCAAUUAGAACUUAAUUUAGGCGGAUCUCUGACAUUCUCACUUGGACUCACUUCAUGAGCAUCUGUACCAAGCCAUACGCUUUUUUUUCUGUGAGAUGGUAGAAGAGAUCUAGCUUUUCCAAUCAUAUAUGGAAAGAUUCUAUUCAAUUUCGAUGAUUUUUGACAGGAUCAGCUUUGAGCCUGUGAUAAAUACCCGCUAGAUAAACCCAAUAACAAACAGGGAUUUUUUUGUAUUUGUUUAUCAUUUGUCAGAAAUAUGCAUAUUUAAGUCUUGGCAUGGAACAAAAACGCUAAUUAAAGAAAACCCUAAUCAAAACAAAAACAAGCACACUAAGUUCACAUUUUCAUUCCCACCUGAAUCUGACUGGUCAUUUGCUCGUCCCUUAUGCUGCAUUCUCGUUCCUCUUUCUUCAGCUACCCAUCUAAGAGAGAGAGAGGGGCUUUUUCCUUUCCAACCCAAAACCGCAAAGCUGUCUGAUGAAUUUCACCCAUCAAGAUGGCUGUUUGUCUACGUGCCAUUUGGCAUCAAGGAGACUGACUCAACCCCAGACUCGUUCAUUCUUGUUCUUUUUAUUUGUGUUUUUUUUUUCUUUGGACUUUGUAAGAUGUGUUUGUGAUGCAUGUUCCCUACAUUUCCUGUAUGAAGAGAUGGACUAAAAACUGUUAGUUCUGUCCAGCUGGAGUCCUUCCUAUAAUGCACUUUGGAAGCAAUUAUGGAGGCACUCUCUAUGGAUUCUUCAUGACGUGACGUUUCAAGGUGUUUUAUAUUAAAAAGAAUUGUGACUUCUAAGACUUCUGGUUCAUCCUGUGUAAAAUUUAUUUAGAAUACUAU